Molecule: messenger RNA, 1191 nt
Organism: Meira miltonrushii
Lineage: Eukaryota; Fungi; Basidiomycota; Exobasidiomycetes; Exobasidiales; Brachybasidiaceae
Product: acyl-CoA dehydrogenase NM domain-like protein
Exons: 1
Coding region: 1-1191 (396 amino acids)
Biological process (GO): fatty-acyl-CoA biosynthetic process; fatty acid beta-oxidation using acyl-CoA dehydrogenase
Cellular component (GO): mitochondrial inner membrane
Molecular function (GO): glutaryl-CoA dehydrogenase activity; fatty-acyl-CoA binding; flavin adenine dinucleotide binding
Source: RefSeq, a predicted model, not a curated record
AUGACGAAAUUCGCAAAAUUUGAUUGGCAAGAUCCACUACGAGUUCAUGAACAGCUCACAGAUGAAGAAAAAGCAAUUCAAGAAACCGCCUAUGAUUUCUGUCAAGAAACUUUGGCACCUAAAGUAACGGAAAUGUACAGAAAUGAAAGUUGGGAUCCUUCCAUCUUACCUGCUUUGGGUGAAUUGGGCUUACUUGGUCCAACGAUCAAAGGAUACGGAUGUGCAGGUGUCAAUUACGUUUCGUACGGUUUGAUCACACGUGAAUUGGAACGUGUUGAUUCGGGUUUCAGAAGUAUGAUGUCCGUUCAAUCUUCACUUUCAAUGGGUUCCAUUUAUCAAUUCGGUACGGAAGCACAAAAGGAGAAGUAUCUUCCUCGAAUGGCAAAGGGUGAACUUGUUGGUUGCUUUGGUCUUACCGAACCUAAUCACGGAAGUGACCCAAGCGGAAUGGAAACUUGGGCAGAAGAUGUAGGUGAUGGAGAAAUCUUGUUGAACGGAAGCAAAACUUGGAUCAGUAGCAGUCCUUACGCUGAUCUUGCAGUCGUUUGGGCUCGUUGCAAGUGGGACAACAAAGUUCGUGGUUUCAUUGUCGAAAAAGGAACAAAGGGUUUCAGUUGCCCUCCAAUCAAGCACAAGACCAUGUUGCGCGCUAGUGUUACCGGAUCGAUCUUCUUGGAAGAUGUUAGAGUGAAGCGGGAUGAAUCACUCAUGCCUCACUCCAAACCAGGUCUUGGUGCUCCAUUCGAGUGCUUGAACAAUGCAAGAUAUGGUAUUGCAUGGGGUGCAAUUGGUGCUUUGGAAGCAUGCAUCGCAGAAGCAAGACAAUAUUCUUUGGACAGAAAACAAUUCAAGAAGCCUUUGGCUGGAUUUCAGUUAGUGCAGAAGAAGUUGGCAGAUGCAAGUACAGAAGCAAGUUUAGGUUUAUUGGCCGCAUUGCAACUCGGACGUGCAAAAGAUGCAGGCACUUGGAGUCCAGAGAUGGUCAGUCUUUGUAAGCGAAACAAUUGCUACAAAGCAUUAUCUAAUUCUCGCAUCUUGAUGGAAAUCCUUGGUGGAAAUGCAGCUUCGGAUGAAUACCACAUCCCAAGACAUGCUCACAACUUGCAUGUUGUGCACACCUACGAAGGAACAUACGACAUCCACGGCUUGAUUUUGGGUAAAGCUUUGACUGGUGAACAAGCAUUCUUCUGA